CUUCCAUGUCACACGGUCACCAGAGGAAUACGGACCGCGCGCGUGAGAGAUUGGCGAUUUUCAGCAGUACCAAAACCAGGAAAAAUCAGCAUUUUAGAGAGAGUGUGUGUGUGUGUGUGAGUGACUCUAUUAUCGAGCGUGAAGAAAAACGUUUGUCGAGCAGAUUUUCCGUUCGUGGUGUGAAACUGGGCAAAAACAGCAGCGACGGCAGUGUAGAGUUCUUCCUGCGACAAACCUGUGCGGAAACCUGUCGCCAGCUAAUUGGACUUUCGACUUGGCAGCCGUGCUGGGCAGAACUUGUGCUCACAAGACGACCAUUUUCCUCGGCAAGACGCGCUAGAAGCUCACACAACACCCUGUAGGACACACAGAGCUAGUAGCUUCUAGCCAUGACGACCGACAUCUCGGUGGUACGGUGGGAUCCUAGUCAGGGUCCCGGCCAGGAGUACAUUGACGAAUUCGAAUACGACGGAGGCAACUCCAGUUCACGCCUUUUCGAGCGAUCACGAAUCAAAGCUUUAGCGGAGGAGCGUGAAAGUGUCCAGAAAAAGACGUUCACAAAAUGGGUCAACUCGCACCUGGUGCGGGUCAACAGCCGAAUAGGCGACCUGUACGUCGACAUGCGGGACGGCAAAAACCUCAUCAAACUGUUGGAAGUAUUAUCCGGCGAGCGUUUGCCCCGCCCGACCAAGGGCAAGAUGCGAAUUCACUGCCUCGAGAACGUAGAUAAGGCGCUGCAGUUCCUACGCGACCAGCGGGUCCAUCUGGAGAACAUUGGCUCACACGACAUCGUGGACGGCAACGCGAGCCUUAACCUCGGUCUCAUCUGGACCAUCAUCCUGCGAUUCCAGAUCCAAGAUAUCACCAUCGAGGAGACCGACAACAAGGAGACCAAGUCCGCCAAGGAUGCGCUGCUGCUGUGGUGUCAGAUGAAGACCGCCGGCUACCACAACGUGAACGUGCGCAACUUCACGACCUCGUGGCGGGACGGGUUGGCCUUCAACGCCAUCAUCCACAAGCAUCGUCCGGAUCUGAUCCAGUUCGACAAGCUGACCAAGAACAACCCAAUCCAGAACCUGAACAACGCGUUCAACGUGGCCGAGGAGAAGCUCGGUCUGACGAAGCUGCUCGACGCGGAGGACGUGUUCGUCGAGCAUCCGGACGAAAAGUCCAUCAUCACCUACGUCGUCACGUACUAUCACUACUUUAGCAAGCUGAAGCAGGAGACGGUGCAGGGCAAGCGUAUCGGCAAGGUGGUCGGCAUCGCGAUGGACAACGACCGCAUGAUCAACGAGUACGAAUCGCUGACGAGCGAGCUGCUCAAGUGGAUCGAAGUGACGAUCGUGCAGCUCGGAGACCGACAGUUUGCCAACUCGCUGGUCGGCGUUCAGCAGCAGCUGGCGCAGUUCUCCAACUACCGCACCGUCGAGAAACCGCCCAAGUUUGUCGAGAAGGGAAACCUCGAGGUUCUGCUGUUCACACUCCAGUCCAAGAUGCGGGCCAACAACCAGAAGCCGUACACGCCGAAGGAGGGCAAGAUGAUUUCCGACAUCAACAAGGCGUGGGAACGCCUCGAAAAAUCCGAACACGAGCGUGAACUCGCCCUCCGCGAGGAACUCAUCCGCCAGGAGAAGCUCGAACAGCUUGCCGCCCGGUUCAACCGCAAGGCCACCAUGCGAGAGACCUGGCUGUCGGAGAACCAGCGUCUGGUCAGCACGGACAACUUUGGGUUCGAUUUGGCCGCCGUGGAAGCCGCCGCCAAGAAGCACGAGGCCAUCGAGACCGACAUCUUCGCGUACGAGGAACGCGUCCAGGCCGUGGUUGCCGUUUGCAACGAGCUCGAGGCUGAAAAGUACCACGACAUUGAGAGAAUCGCCGCUCGCAAGGAGAACGUCCUGCGUCUGUGGAACUAUCUGCUAGAACUGCUACGAGCCCGACGAAUGCGCUUGGAGUUCUCCAUCCAGCUGCAACAAAACUUCCAGGAGAUGAUCUACAUUCUGGACUCGAUGGAGGAGAUCAAGCAGCGUCUGCUGACCGACGAUUACGGCAAGCAUUUGAUGGGUGUCGAAGACCUACUUCAGAAGCACUCGCUGGUUGAGGCCGACAUCAACGUGCUGGGCGAACGCGUCAAGCAGGUCGUCCAGAACUCGCAGAAAUUCCUCGGAGACGAAGAAGGAGGCUACAAACCGUGCGAUCCGGCCAUCAUCGUUGAUCGCGUCCAGCGUCUGGAGGAUGCUUACGCCGAACUGUGCAAACUGGCCGUCGAGCGUCGUUCCCGGCUGGAAGAGAGCCGCAAGCUGUGGCAGUUCUACUGGGACAUGGCCGACGAGGAGAACUGGAUCAAGGAGAAGGAACAGAUUGUUUCAACCGACGAGAUUGGUCACGACUUGACCACCGUCAAUCUGCUGCUGUCCAAGCACAAGGCCCUGGAGAAGGAGAUCAACUCGCACGAGCAGCAACUGAUGGCGGUUAGCACCGUCGGUGACGAACUGGUCCGCCAGGGUCACUUCGGUGCCGAUCGCAUCGACGAGCGACUCAAGGAGAUCCUGGUCAUGUGGAACAACCUGCUUGACCUUAACGUUUCCCGCCGUAAGCGUUUGGAGAACGCCGUCGACUACUUCCAACUGUUUGCCGAUGCUGACGAUAUCGACAACUGGAUGCUGGACGCGCUGCGUCUCGUGUCUUCCGAGGACGUUGGCCGUGACGAGGCUAACGUGCAGAGUCUGCUGAAGAAGCACAAGGACGUUGCCGAUGAGCUGAAGAACUACGCCGAAACAAUCGAACAGCUGCACACGCAAGCCCAGAACCUAACCCUGACCGAACCGGAGCAGCAAAAGGUCCAGGAACGUCUCGCCGCCAUCGAUGCCCGCUACAAGGAACUCAUGGAACUGGCCAAACUGCGCAAACAGCGUCUGCUCGAUGCGCUCAGCUUGUACAAGCUCAUUUCCGAGAGCGACGGCGUCGAGCAAUGGAUCGGUGAAAAGGAACGCAUGCUCCAAACCAUGGUUCCUGGCAAGGACAUCGAGGAUGUGGAAAUCAUGAAGCACCGAUACGAUGGCUUUGACAAGGAGAUGAACGCCAACGCGUCGCGUGUCGCAGUCGUCAACCAACUUGCUCGCCAGCUGCUGCAUGUUGAACACCCGAACUCGGAGGAAAUCAUCGAGAAGCAGAACCAUCUGAACCAGGCAUGGUCGAAGCUGCGCGAGCAGGCUGAGGGCAAACGCGAUGACCUUAAAUCUGCCCACGGCGUGCAGACCUUCUACAUUGAGUGCCGCGAGACAAUCUCUUGGAUCGAGGACAAGAAGCGAAUCCUCACCGAAACCGACAGCCUCCAGAUGGACCUUACGGGCGUCAUGACCCUGCAGCGUCGUCUGAGCGGCAUGGAACGCGAUCUCGCCGCCAUUCAGGCCAAGCUGACCGCUCUGGAAAGCGAGGCCGAUGCCAUCGAGGGUGAUCAUCCGGAAGAAGCCGCCCUGAUCCGCGAGCGUGUUGCCCAAAUCCAGGUCAUCUGGGAACAGUUGACGCAGAUGCUGAAGGAACGCGACUCCAAGUUGGAGGAAGCCGGCGAUCUGCACCGUUUCCUGCGCGAUCUGGACCACUUCCAGGCCUGGUUGACCAAGACACAGACGGAUGUCGCUUCCGAGGACACGCCGACGUCGCUGCCGGAGGCUGAGAAGCUGCUGAACCAACACCAGAGCAUCCGCGAGGAAAUUGACAACUACACCGAGGAUUACACCAAGAUGAUGGAGUACGGCGAGGGACUCACUUCGGAGCCCACUCAGACCGAAGAUCCGCAGUACAUGUUCCUGCGUGAGCGUCUCCGUGCUCUGAAGGACGGCUGGGAGGAGCUGCACCAGAUGUGGGAGAACCGCCAGGUGCUCCUGUCGCAAAGCCUCGAUCAGCAGCUGUUCAACCGUGAUGCCCGCCAGGCCGAGGUUCUGCUUAGCCAGCAAGAACACGUUCUCAGCAAGGACGAUACUCCGGUCAACCUGGAGCAGGCCGAGAAUCAGCUGAAGCGUCACGAAGCGUUCCUCACCACGAUGGAAGCCAACGACGAAAAGAUCAACACGAUCGUCCAGGUGUCGGAUCAGCUGGCCGAGAAGCAGCACUUUGACUCCGACAAGAUUGGAAAGCGUGCCGAAAGUAUCGCUCAUCGUCGUGACGACAACCGCAACCGCGCGAUUGAACUGCACGAGAAGCUAAAGAACCAGGUCAAGUUGCAUGAGUUCCUGCAGGACAUUGAAGAGCUGACCGAAUGGGUCCAGGAGAAGUACAUUACCGCCCAGGAUGAUACCUACCGCAGCGCCAAAACUGUCCACAGCAAAUGGACUCGCCACCAGGCCUUCGAGGCCGAAAUUGCCGCCAACAAGGAGCGUCUGCACGAAGCCCAGAAGGCCGCCCAAGAGCUCAUGGUUGAGAAGCCAGAAUUCAAGGAAAUCAUCGAACCCAAGUUGACAGAUUUGGCCAAGAACUUUGACGAGCUGGAGACGAGCACCAAGGAGAAGGGAGAGCUGCUGUUCGACGCCAAGCGUGAAGUUAUCGUUCAACAGAGCGCCGACGAUAUUGAUUCCUGGAUGGACGACCUUGAGAAGCAGAUCAUCAACACGGACACGGGUAAUGAUUUGACCUCGGUGAACAUCUUGAUGCAGAAGCAACAGGUCAUCCAGACCCAGAUGGCCGUCAAGGCACGCCAAGUGGAGGAACUGGAGAAGCAGACCGAAGUGCUGACCAAGACCGCCCCGCAGGACGUGCUGGAACCAAUUGUGGAGAAGAAGACAGCCGUGAACGCUCGAUUUGAGAAGAUCAAGGCACCGCUGCUUGAACGCCAGCGUCAGCUGGAGAAGAAGAAGGAAGCCUUCCAGUUCCGUCGUGACGUCGAGGAAGAAAAGUUGUGGAUCGACGAGAAGAUGCCGCUGGCAAACUCGGAGGAGAACGGCAACUCGCUGUUCAACGUGCACGUGUUGAAGAAGAAGCACCAGUCGCUGAACACCGAGAUCGAUAACCACGAGCCGAGGAUUAUGACGAUUUGCAACAACGGACAGAAGCUGAUCGACGAAGGACACGAGGAUGCUUCCCAGUUUGCUGACUUGAUCAGUCAGUUGACGCAAAAGUGGCAGGAGCUGAAGGACUCUAUCGACAACCGUCACAAGCAGCUGGAUCAGUCGGAGAAGGUGCAGCAGUACUUCUUCGAUGCGGCCGAAGCGGAAUCGUGGAUGAGCGAACAGGAGCUGUACAUGAUGGUGGAGGAUCGUGGAAAGGACGAAAUUUCCGCCCAGAACCUGAUGAAGAAGCACGAAACGUUGGAGCAGUCUGUUGAGGACUACGCCGAUACUAUUCGGCAGCUGGGAGAAACUGCGCGUCAGUUGACUACGGAACAGCACGCUUACAGCGAUCAGGUCUCGGUGAAACAGUCUCAGCUGGACAAAUUGUACGCUGGAUUGAAGGACCUCGCGGGAGAACGCCGUGCCCGUCUGGAUGAAGCUCUGCAGCUGUUUAUGCUGAACCGUGAAGUUGACGACCUGGAGCAAUGGAUUGCCGAGCGUGAGUUGGUCGCUGGAUCGCACGAGCUGGGCCAGGACUACGACCACAUUACGCUGCUCUGGGAACGGUUCAACGAGUUUGCCCAGGACACGGCUGCGGUCGGAAGCGAGCGAGUGGCCAAGGCCAACGGCAUUGCUGACGAUCUGAUUCACGCCGGACACUCGGACAGUGCAACGAUAGCGGAAUGGAAGGACGGAUUGAACGAGUCGUGGCAAGACCUGCUGGAGCUGAUUGAAACCAGGAAGGCAAUGUUGGCUGCCUCGCGCGAACUGCACAAAUUCUUCCACGACUGCAAGGACGUUCUGGGACGCAUCAUCGAGAAGCAGCAUGGAGUCUCGGAUGAGCUGGGUCGCGAUGCCGGAUCGGUGUCGACACUUCAGCGUAAACACCAGAACUUUAUCCAGGACCUUAUGACGCUCCAUUCGCAAGUGCAACAGAUUCAGGAAGAAUCAUCGAAGCUUCAGGCCGCUUACGCCGGCGAGAAGGCUCGGGAGAUCACGAACCGCGAACACGAAGUGCUCGCCGCGUGGGCCAACCUGCAGGGCAUGUGUGACGCACGGAAAAACAAACUCGCCGACACCGGAGACCUGUUCAAGUUCUUCAACAUGGUUCGCACGCUGAUGCUGUGGAUGGAGGACGUCGUCCGGCAGAUGAACACCUCGGAGAAGCCACGCGACGUUUCCGGCGUCGAGCUGCUGAUGAACAACCAUCAGAGCUUGAAGGCCGAAAUCGACACCCGCGAGGACAACUUCUCCGCGUGUCUCGCCCUCGGUAAGGAACUGCUCGCCCGGAAUCACUACGCUUCGGCCGACAUUAAGGAACGCCUGCUCCAGCUGACCAACAGCAGAAACGCGCUGCUGCACCGGUGGGAGGAACGCUGGGAGAAUCUGCAACUGAUUCUGGAAGUGUAUCAGUUUGCCCGUGACGCCGCCGUCGCCGAGGCUUGGUUGAUCGCGCAGGAGCCGUACCUGAUGUCUACGGAGCUCGGCCACACGAUCGACGAGGUCGAGAACCUGAUCAAGAAGCACGAGGCGUUCGAGAAGUCCGCCGCAGCACAAGAGGAACGUUUCAGCGCUUUGGAGCGAUUGACAACGUUUGAGCUCAAAGAAAUGAAACGUCGCCAGGAGGCAGCGGAAGAGGCUGAACGUCAGCGUUUGCAGGCGGAAGCGGAGGCAAAGGCCGCGGCGGAAGCCGAAGCAGAGGCGGCACGGCAAGCGGAAGCGGCCGCGCGAGACCAGGCCGAUGCGCCCGGAUCGCCACAUUCCACGAAGGAGCUGGAAUCAGUGCAUGCCGAAACUAAACCGGGUCGGGAAGCAAAGCAGAUUCCGAGACCUGCGAGCUCGCGAACUGGCACGCUGCCCAAAUACCCUUCCACUGGCACCGACGCACCCAGCACCAGCACCGCCACCACCCCGCGGAGGCACUCGGGCACGCCGAAAGAGCGCUCCGCCAGCAGCGCCAGUGCCAGCGCGUCCAAAGUCAGCCGAAGAUCUCGCUCCAAGAGCCCGUUCCGGAGUUUCCGCUGGAAGCGGGGCACCUCCAAGGCCGAAGUAUCCGACGACGAAGGAGAUCGUCCCAGCCCCGGAGGAACCGAUGAGGGCGCCCAGGAAGGUAUCCUCACCCGGAAGCACGAGUGGGAGUCUACGACGAAGAAGGCAUCGAACCGGUCAUGGGAUAAGGUUUACUGCGUGGCCCGUAACGGUCGCCUGACGUUCUUCAAGGACCAGAAGUCGGCCAAACUCGUCCCGGAGCAGACGUUCCGCGGGGAACCGCCGCUAGAGCUGAAGGGAGCGCGCAUCGAAAUUGCCACUGACUACACCAAGAAGAAGCAUGUGUUCAGAAUAAAGCUGUCGAACGGCGCCGAAUUCCUGCAGCAGUGUCACGACGACCUCGAGAUGAACCAAUGGGUAACUGCUUUGAAAGCCCAGUGCGAGCUUGACGCUAGCGGUGAAGGCCGUUCGUUAACGUUGCCAGCCUCAUCACAGAAAGAUGAACAAAAGAGACGGUCAUUCUUUACACUGAAGAAAAAUUAAAAUCUUUACAAAAACAUACAUGAUCCGCUAACGACACAUCUAAGUAAAAAGCAAGAAUGAGCAGCAAAACUGUACUACAAAACCAACACGCCCCUCCCAAUUGGACGACCUUCUUCUGUUUUAACUUAAAAUUGCGCUAGUGAAAUUGUCGAAAGUACGUACUAUUUGUAUAACCCUUCGCCGCGCAACGACAAAAAGCAAAAGUGAGAGAACAAAGCAAAAGCGCGCGCAACACUAGUGGAGCCAGAUUUCCUAACAAAAAACAAAAACAAAAAAGCGAAAGUCAGUCUACGUUUUUUCUCCAAAACUCUUUGUACUAUAUAACUGUGUAACACAAACACAGGGCCGCCACCAAGCCUGUUUGGGGCGCAAGCAACUGCUUUCAGGGUUUUCCUUUUUGACCUUCAUCAGUACACGCAUCAUCAUCAAAUCACACACACAAAAAAACUCUUAUAGCGGAAAAUUAUUAACAAAAAAGAAAGCAACAUGUUUUAUGUGGUAGCGUCUUCGCAAAUCAUAUUAUAUAGAGAAAGCCUAGAAUACACACACAGACAGACAGAGCAGAACACAAAUAAUAGUCCCCUUGAACCAGCAAAAAAAAUGAUGUUUAGAUAAGUGACACACAGUUAAAACACUCUGCUAAAGCUGAUUUGGAACCAAAUUUGACACGAAGGAUAGAGGAAGAAAACCUUAAUGUGUAAGCACCUGACGAAGAAUAUUUUUAACAACAAUCUGUGUAUAAAAAAAAGCAAGUCGAAAAGUAUCUAAAUAAUAAAAUAUUUAUUUUAUCCUAAUCGAAGACAAAACACACACACACACAAGUCAGCAGCGAAGAAAAAAAAAAGCAAAACAAACGAGAUUCAACUCUUCUACCGGCAUCUAAUUACGCGCACGUUCUUCGGUUUCGUUUCGCGAGAAAAGAAACUGGAAGGUAUUGCAAAUAUCACAAACAAACACACACGAAACGACACGACACGAUGUCCGCGCAAAAUGUGGCCAGUAUGUGGCCAGUGUGCCGAUGGGUCGCCACCAGCUUGUAGUAGAGAACAACUUGAUUUCUUUAUUUUACAAACGAAUAAAAAAAGUUCAAGAAAAACAAAAAACAGUUGUGCAGUGCAAGUUCUUCUACCUAGUAUUCGGUAUGUGAAAGAAAGUUUUAAAAAAAUUGCAAGCUUAAAUGGGCCAAGGGCAAGGGCAGAGGGUGUGGUGUUCAAGGUCUCCAAUUUGUUGUGUUCACGCCAGAAAGUAAAGUCAUGCUUGCCGCAAAAUUCGCUUCCCCUUUUUAUAUAGUCGUGUGCGUGUUUGAUUGAGGGCGACGCCUCUAGUUGUGUGUUGCUAAGAUCAGCAUAGCCAUGAUCUAAGCAACCUGUGACUAUCCGUCGAUCGCAGUAACCAGUGCUGUCACCUGUCGGGAAUUUUCAAAGAACCUUGGCUUAGUCAAACAUUUCUUAAGUCAUGGCUACGUUGAUCUUACAACGUUGUGUGUAAAAGCGCGCGCUUUCCAGUAUGAUAGCAAUAGCAAAUAUGUGCAGCACAAAAGUUAAUUCAGAGAGAGAUAAAACACUCUUCUUUUUGGGUUCCAAGUCCAACCAAUAUUUUCAGUAAAGUGCAAGUUACACCUCUUUUUCUAUCAGUCUUCACACAAAACCCCCUUUUUAAUUUCGACUCUAGCAUGUAAGAAGGAGGAGAAUUACAGCAGCGCGCAGAAGAGGAGCAGAAAAUAGUUGAUAGCUAUUUGUCUUAUAGCGUUAGUGGAUUGGCCGACGACGACGACGGGGACGCAACGAUCUUCGAAAGAGAGAAAGAGACAGAAAGAAUGUGCAGAUUGUGGCGUGGCGAACGAGGCACGAAGUACUGAACGCGGAGUCAUGAAGAGAGCACGCACGGUCGUCGGCCACUUAUUGGUUAAUAUUAAUGAGAAAAAAAAAGAAGAAAAUUAAAUGAUAAUAUAUAAAGAAGAAAACAACAAAAAUUUAUUUGCAAUAUAUUAUACAAAAUGAAGCAAAAACCUUUUCAACCGUCGUCGUUUCGGUACACAAGAGAUACAAUUAUUUUGAGAGGGAUAAAUCAACAAUAAUCAUAGUGUUUUGCUUAUUUGUAGAACCUACAAUGGUACAUUAUUUAUUUUAUUAUUGUCUAAUUUAGUAUGUACUAAAUGCGCAGCGUUAGAGAAAAUUAAAGAUAAAAAAAAUAAAAAAAGCAAAUUUAAUAUAUAUUAGAUCGCUUCUGUAAAAGCAAGUUUGUUUUAUACAACAACAACAAAAAGCAUACAUAAAAUCAAUCAAGUAUAUUUUUUAAACUGCCAGCUUGUGAGAGUAAAGAGAACAACAACAACAACAAAUAAAGAUAUAUUCAACUAUUAUUCGAAGUUGUUUUACUUGAGCGCAAAAGAAAUUGGAGAAAGCGGCUGCUGCCAGCCACCCCCAAAAUCAAAUUCGUGAAACACAAAAAAUCAUGCAAUUAAAUCAGCAAACACACACGCAAAACGCAUCGUGACACUCGAACACACACACACACGCGCGCGCUGUCGCAGCAGAACUCAAAACAAGAGACGAAAGUGCACUUCCGGUAGAAAAUAGGAUGGGCUAAAGCUGAGCUGCGCUUGCGCGAAUAGUACAUCCGAUUUUCACUUUAUCUGCAGUUUCUCUUGGCGCGUGCAUUCAGCAAGAAAGAAAAGGAAAACAAAGAAGAAACAAGAAAAAUUACUAAAUGAUAAGAUUAAAGAGAUAUUUACAUCUAUUAAUUCAACUUUAUUUUAUAAAAAAAAAACAAUGGCUAAGGCAAACAACAAAAAAGUGUAAAAGUAUAUCUGAAGAAAUCAAGGAAAAAAAGUACACUUGAUAUUAAAAAAA
This is a messenger RNA of Culex quinquefasciatus (southern house mosquito), 10426 nucleotides long. RefSeq names its product spectrin beta chain (gene beta-Spec). Gene Ontology annotation, molecular function: phospholipid binding; structural constituent of cytoskeleton; actin filament binding. The transcript has 12 exons. Gene Ontology annotation, cellular component: cortical actin cytoskeleton; plasma membrane; cell projection. NCBI's taxonomy places the organism in Eukaryota, Metazoa, Arthropoda, Insecta, Diptera, Culicidae. Gene Ontology annotation, biological process: neuron development; actin cytoskeleton organization. Bases 390 to 7574 code for a protein of 2394 amino acids. The record is from RefSeq and is a predicted model, not a curated record.